AUGGCCGAUGACUUCAGCGAGUCCCUCACUCCGCCAGUCUCUCCCUUUCGAGCAGACAGCCAGUGUGACCUCACCCCCACCCGACCACCGUGCUUCUGCUGCUCUGAAGUGAAAGACGACCCCGCGGGGGCUCUUUCCACUGAUGCGUACAUUGCACGAGGGUCUCUGAAACGGCUGCUACUGCGUCUUGAUCCAGCACCUGCAGAGUAUGAGACCGACACAGUGGAGAUUUUUGGCUUUCUGUGGGUAACAGAGACGGCGCUGGUGGAAUCCACAAAGUUACUCUUUGGUUUGUUCAGACAAAAUGUUUACAAGCUGGAGAACUUGGUGAAGUCCAACUCACAUGAUUUUGGACAAGCAGGUAGUCUGCAUUAUGAAGCAGAAGACCUUCGACAACAGUGCGUUUCGUUUCUUCAGUAUAUAAAAGUCUUCCUGCACAGAUAUCUGGAACCUUCGAGGUCCCUGGACGUGGCUCCCUCACAUCCUUAUGAGGAACUAGAGCAUCAGUUCCCCUCCGCUCUUCUGGAGGAAUUGUUUGGCAUCACUCUCCUCAUUGGACGACUCAAGGACCUGCCUGCCGGUGUUCAAAGUGCUUUCAGUAUACAAAACCAAGGAAAGAUUUUCCCUCCCUCCUGGCAUCUGCUACAUCUUCAUCUUGACAUCCACUGGUCGGUACUGGAGAUCCUGCAUGCUCUUGGUGAGAAGAUGCGAGGCCAGGUGGUGUACGCCCACCAGUUUGUAAACCUGACGGGUGAGAACCUGACUGAUACCAGUCUGUUUGAGGAACACUUGUGCAGUCUGCUGUGUGACCUUACUGGCCUGGCCAUGAGCAAGUACAGCAAGGUGAGGCCCACGGAGGCGCUGACCAGCAGCCAUUACCUUUGCCCCUGCACCAAAGAGCUCUGGCUCCUGCUCAUGCACCUGCUGGAACACAGGAACAAAAUACUGAGCACAGAGUCUUUCUGGAGUUACAUGACCUCACUAAUGAGACCACUGGUUUUAGAGAAACCAGCAGCAGGGCUCUUCGGUGGCCUCCCCACACACUGUAAAGACCCACUGGGUUUCACAUGGUGGUUGGUCACUCACUUAGCCAUGUUGGGCCAGUACGACAGCAGCGGCACAGUUCAGAGUGAGAAACAUCUGGGGGAAAACUGGGCCUUUGUAGAAGAGCUGCUCAAGUUAACGUGUAACCCCAAGGCUGGUCUGGCAGAGGAGCAGGUCAGGAUGCAAGUCCACUGUUGUCUCAGUCUGUAUCUGCUGUGGGAGCCCAGCACCGCUGCCGUCUCCACCCUCUGGGACUACUACAGCAAGAACCUGAACGCCUCCUUCAUUGUGCCCUGGUUGGGAGCGUCUGGCCUGGGCACCGUGUGCAAGUCGCCCAUGGUUCUGUUGGAUCAGGCGCGCAGCUGCUGCGCUCCUGCCCCCCUCCACUCUGCAGGUCACACCCAGCUCUAUCGCUCUGCCAACUCCUUCCACAUCUUCCUUCGAGUGCUGGCUCUGUGCCUGUCCCAGGACAGGGCCGGCGGAGUCUCCCAGAGACAAAUCAAAGGGAGGAUUUACUCAAAGUUCUCACCAAAGAAGAUGCAGGAGCUGUCGGAAGCAGGACUCGUGAACUUCCUGCUGCUGUUUCUGGUCGUGGCCCGGCAGGUGGAGCUCGAGGACGUGGCGAACAGAGCCUGCGAGCUGCUUGGCUUUCUGCCCGCUAACUGCCCCCCUGCGCAUCGCACGCUGGUCUGGAGAGGGCAGCUGUCACUGCUGCUGCUUUUCCAGGAGAGAGGUUUGGAUGUGGGUGCCCGGGCCAGCUGUGUGGCUUCUUCCUUCAGUGAGACAGCCAAGGAGUUCUACAAAAAAAGCACAGAGGUCUCGCGCAGACUUGCCCUCUGGGGGCCGCUCGGCUCCUACCUGGAAGGAGCCGCCGAGGUGUUUGAGACCAGCACGAGCCUGGACCUGUCGGAGGACAAGCUGCUGAGCGAAGGGUUUGAUUGGCUGCUGCCUGCGUGUCGCCAGUCAGAGCUGAACUCUGCUCUGGGCUUUCUGCACAUCGUCCUCGCACAGCUUAGACGGGUCCAUCAGCGCGGUGUCCAGUCAGCUCCCACUCUGGCCUGGGCUCCUGCCACAGCCAAUGUGAUAAAAGAGCGCCACCUGGCGGUGGCUGCUGCUCUGUGGGCGCACUUCUUCCCCUUCCUGCAAAGCCUGCGCCUCUCACACACUCCUCCAGCACAGCUGGCAGAUGCUGCUGCAGGUUUCACCUUCCUGGCCUUUGAUCUGCCCAGUUCUGCCCCCCAGGACCUUCAGCCCAACCCGGUCCAGUCCAUCAUGCAAUCGUUCGGCUGGGAUGACAUGGUUCACACGCUGCUUGUGACUCGCUACCUUCCUCAUGUGCUCCAGAACAGUGAGCUGGCGUCCUCUCUGUGCACUGGUUCUGAGUCCGGGUCGGCCCAGGGCCUUUCAGUGAGAGCCUGGUUCAGAUGUGUUCUGCAGCAACACCUCCACAAGAACCUAGAUGGAACUGACAGCAGAACGGGUCGGGCUGUGGAGGAGCAGCUGUGUGAACUGACCCGACUUGUGCUCAGGCUUCCAGAGGUGGACCGUCUUUUGCAAAGAGCCGGACUUAAUUCCACAACCCCCCAGCUGGAUCCCACUUCAGCCCUCAAGAUGUUUAUCAAGGCUGUAGGCCGCGUGUACAGUGAACUGCAGCUGCUGUCGGAACGAUCAGCCAUGGUGACCAGAGCCCUUCACUACAUCGGUGACAUCCUGAAGCACAUCAAACCGUAUGUGGUCAGCAAGAACCAGGAGGGACUCCAGCUGGCGUACUGGGCUGUGGGCUGCAUUGUUAAGCACUGGAGCCCCCUGCUGGCCACUACCAAAGCUCAACCGCUGCUGUUUCGGAUCGUGGAUGGGGUGCUGCUCCCACACCAUCUCCCACUGCAGGACAAAGCCCUGAGGGACAGCUUGCCCCUCUACCUACAGGGUCUGUCGGUGGCCUCGAGCGUGUCUCAGUCGCAGGGCGCGGGCCUCAAGCAGCAGCUCCGCUCUGUAGUCCGCAGACAUCUGGACCAUUUCCUUCCUGCCUCACCUUCUGUAGGCGUCGUCGCCAACCACCCGGUGCUUCUUGGUGCCUGCGAGGCCGUGCCAACCACACGAGGAGCUGCGCUCAGGACGACCAUACUGGAGGUGCUCUGCGAGAACUUCCUCAAGUUCAAAGGCCCUGCCCCUCCUCCUCGGCUCGCGUCAGUCCUCAUGUUCUUGUUGGAGCUCCUGAGAAGAAACCGAGACACGGAUGUUUCCCUCCUCACCCUGCCGCUCCCCUCCCUGCUGCACUGCUUGAUGCUGGUCAACGAGCCACAGGUGAGGAAGACGAGCACAGAUGCCGUGCAGCUCGUGGUGGAGCGAUGUGCUGCUGUCUCUACAGAGGGGCCCUGUGAGCAGAUGAUCAGCGUCUUACGAUCGUUCGUGGAGGAGAACGAGGGCGUCUACGACCGGCAGGUUUACGGCGUCCUGGAGACGGUGGCCGUCUUGGAUCCUGCCGUGGUUCAGGCUCUCGUUCCCAGCCUGUCUGCCAGUCUGAGGAACGCCGAACACAAAAGAGGACUGGGCAAGAACACCGCCCUGAGGAGUGCAUACGUGAAGCUGCUAAGUCUUCUUGGACAACGUGGGCAGGCUGAGAUCAUCAGUCUGGAGGGCAACUGA
This is a messenger RNA of Nematolebias whitei (Rio pearlfish), 3690 nucleotides long. It is a transcript of the gene mms22l, whose product is annotated as MMS22-like, DNA repair protein. The transcript is spliced from 25 exons. The record is from RefSeq and is a predicted model, not a curated record. Gene Ontology annotation, biological process: replication fork processing; double-strand break repair via homologous recombination. Gene Ontology annotation, cellular component: nuclear replication fork. NCBI's taxonomy places the organism in Eukaryota, Metazoa, Chordata, Actinopteri, Cyprinodontiformes, Rivulidae. Bases 1 to 3690 code for a protein of 1229 amino acids.